Molecule: messenger RNA, 1539 nt
Organism: Monodelphis domestica (gray short-tailed opossum)
Lineage: Eukaryota; Metazoa; Chordata; Mammalia; Didelphimorphia; Didelphidae
Gene: THRSP
Product: thyroid hormone responsive
Biological process (GO): regulation of lipid biosynthetic process
Cellular component (GO): cytosol
Source: RefSeq, a predicted model, not a curated record
CAGACCAGAACGGUUCAGUCACCUGACUCGGCUCUGGGGUUCUUGAGAUUGGCUGGAGAUAGCGAUGUGUUUAUCCACUGGCUGAGCGGCAGCCCAUUCCCCUCUCCAGUGCCCUCCGUCUGCCUCUUCCCUCCUGCCCCCCAGAUCACCCUGAACCUUAGGGAUCAGCCAGUCUAUAAAUAACCGGGAGAUUUGCAAAUCCAAAGGCAUCUCUGUGAGCAGUCACACGGGAAGAACCAGUGAUGCAGGUCCUGAACAAACCCUACCCCAAAAACUGCCUGCUCACUGUUAUGGACAGGUAUUCAGCCACCGUGAGGAACAUGGAGCAGGUGGUCAUGAUCCCCAGCCUCCUGAGGGAUGUGGCCCUGGAGGACCACAGCUGCCAAGCCCCAGCAGAUGAGGCGGGCGCCCACGACCUCUACAGCUACUAUACCAUGCUUAAAUCUAUCCGGGUGGAUGUGGACAAUGGCCUGCUGCCCAAGGACAAGUGGAAGGCCAAGAUGACCAACUCAGAUGAGGAGGAUGAGGAGGAAGAAGAAGAAGAGAAGAGCGGGGAAGAGCCAGACCUUGAAACUCAGUUUCAUCUUCAUUUCUCCAGUCUCCAUCACAUUCUCACCCAUUUGACCCUGAAGGCCAAUGAAGUGACAAAGAGAUACCAAGAAUUAACUGGGCUGACGAUGUAGACCCCAGUGGCCUGUUCUCUGUUAGAAUGCUCCACAACUUACAUGGCUGAAGGCAGCAGCUCUGGGAAGGAACAAUGAAGGCUCAUGGGCACUAUGUCAGGACAUUUGCUGGGAGCUACAGAUGGGAGAGAAGACAACUUGGUCAAGUGUGCAAUCUCCCUGGCUACCCAUCUGGGACAUUCCCCAUUGACUUACCUGCAAGAAGCCAGAAGAUCCUUGCCAACAUCUUUGAAAACCAACUCUAGGCCUCCCCAACCCCACUCAGAUUAUGGUUAUCAUAGGAUGGUGGGUGGUUUUCAAGGGAUAGGAAGAGACCACCUUAUCUUUAUUUUGUCUGAGGCUGCUUUUUCUCCCAUCCUAUUUAUCUUCUCCAGCUUCAGCCUCUCAUCUACUUCCUGAUGAAGGCUACUUGGAGGUUAAAAGUUCCUCAAGAGUCAGAAGUGCCUGUUAGGACCCACAACCAGAGUCACCAGUCUUCCAUAUUAAAGAGGCUUUGAGCCACACCUUCUUACCUGUGUGUCUGAGACCUCCAGCAGUGCAAUAUGCCUGGGUUCUUUUGGGGAAUGAUAUACUUUUGGCUUGAAUACCCAAUCAGAAACUUUGUGGAUACUCAAUCUGCUAGACAAAACAAACUUUCCUUCUCUUAAUAGAGAGGAAGUGGACAACAGAUAAAGAAUGCUGUAUAUAUUGAGCCAUGGUUGAUACGUAGGUUUGUUUUGCUUAGCGGUUUUUUGGAAGGGCCAGGAGCAGCAGGAAAUGUUACAAGCCAGAAUUCUGUUAGGUGCAUUUGCUAGAAAGUGAUGACAAUGUUAAAAAAUAAGUUUAAAAAAUAAAACUUUUUUUUUGAAAGCAAAAA